This is a messenger RNA of Nymphalis io (European peacock), 385 nucleotides long. RefSeq lists its product as uncharacterized. The record is from RefSeq and is a predicted model, not a curated record. The transcript has 4 exons. NCBI's taxonomy places the organism in Eukaryota, Metazoa, Arthropoda, Insecta, Lepidoptera, Nymphalidae. The coding region runs from base 46 to 351 and encodes 101 amino acids.
UAUUCAUAGUGCAUUGUAUUUUGUAAGUUAUUCGAGAUUACAGAUAUGAGUAGGCGCUGUGCUUUAAUAAACGUAUUUAUAUUAAUAAUGAUGGUAAUAUGUGGAGUGAAAGCGAAGUACAGAAAACCAAUGAUAAACUAUCCAAAGGACACAUUAUUUUGGGCAACCGACUUUUUUGUUAAGGGUUGCAAGAAUUUCAUCCAGAAUUGUCCAUCUUCAUACAAAAAUCAAGAAAUAUGCGCGCGCAGUUACAACGGCGAAUACAGAAAUUUUGCAAACUAUUGUGAAAUGCAAUAUGAAAAUUGUAAUACAUGGAGAAAUUGGCGAGUUUUUAAGAGAAAUCGAUGCUAAUAAUUUAAUAAUAAAUAAAUAUUUUUGAAAUUUA